Molecule: messenger RNA, 2388 nt
Organism: Lepisosteus oculatus (spotted gar)
Lineage: Eukaryota; Metazoa; Chordata; Actinopteri; Semionotiformes; Lepisosteidae
Source: RefSeq, a predicted model, not a curated record
GGGCGUGCCCUUGUCAAUCAAAUCCCCCCCGUCCAAUCACCACAAUUUGUCCUUUACACUCGCGUCAUUGCGACCGGUUGUGCUCCAUUCAAGAUGUCGGCGGGGUAUGUAUACAACGUGUGUGUCCGGACGAGCCGGGGCCUCUUGCGACUGGGACCCGGGAUCAGAGCCGGUCCAGGAGCUGCGGUACCUGCCGGGAUCCGGGCGAUGCACUCUGACCGGCCGGCCGGCAGAGAGGACAGCGGUACCGGUGGGCUGGCUCAGGCCAUCCUGCAGGACCGACUCCAGCAGCAGCAGCUCAAGAGCCAGGGGGAGCCGGCCGGCGACGCAGAGGGGCAGGGGCAGCAGGGGCAGCAGGACCGGGGCGAUGAGAGGAAGCAGAAGGAGAACACGGCCUACGCCAAGAAGAUCGUGCUGAGGCUGGCCGGCGUGCUGGCGCUGGGCGGCUCCGUCGGCGUGGUGUACCUCUUCGGCAGCAGUUCUAUGGAUGAACAAGGGAACAAGAUUCCAGAUGAGUUCGACGGUGACCCUCCUGUGAUCCAGCAGGUGCGGAGAACCUACAAGUAUUUCAAAGACUACAGACAGAUGAUCAUCGAGCCCACGAGCCCCAAGCUGCUGCCAGACCCCCUGAAGGAGCCCUACUACCAGCCCCCCUACACCCUGGUGCUGGAGCUGACCGACGUCCUGCUGCACCCUGAGUGGUCGCUGGUAACGGGCUGGCGCUUCAAGAAGAGGCCCGGGAUCGAUUUUCUGUUCCAGCAGCUGGCGCCACUCUACGAGAUCGUCAUCUUCACCUCCGAGACGGGCAUGACGGCCUUCCCCCUGAUCGACAGCAUCGACCCCCAGGGCUUCGUCAUGUACCGGCUCUUCAGGGACGCCACGCGCUACGUGGAGGGGCACCACGUCAAGGACGUCUCCUGCCUGAAUCGGGACACCUCGAAGGUGAUCGUGGUGGACUGCAAGAGGGAGGCCUUCAGCUUGCAGCCCUUCAACGGGCUGGCCCUGCAGAAGUGGGACGGGAAUUCGGAGGACCGUGCCCUCUACGACCUGGCGGCCUUCCUCAAGACGAUCGCUCUCAGUGGGGUUGAAGACGUCCGCACAGUGCUGGAGAACUACGCCCACGAGGAGGAUCCCAUUGCAGCCUUCAAACGCCGACAAGCACAGCUUGCACAGGAGGAGCAGCAGCGCCUGUCGGAGAGCUCCCAGCACAAGUCCCAGGGCCUGUCUCUGGGCUCCAUCGCCGGCCGCUUCUGGCCCCGCUCCAAGCAGCAGUGAGCGCCGCUCUCCCGCCCGCCGGCCGCCGUCCUCCUCGCCGCGAGCCAGCUGCCCGGCAGAGGGGGCACUCGGGGUGGCGAGGUGAGGAGGGGCACGGGCACCCGAUCCGGUCCCUGCACAGCGGCGAUGUCACAGGGAGAGGGGAGAGGGCUCCCCGUUUUCCUCUGCAGCCUCUACUGCGGACGCCCCGCCGCCAGGCCUGCCCAGGACAGCGCAAGGACAGAGCGGGGUCCACUCCUGCCAGCCGGGACUUCCGUCCGCGCGGAGCCGGACUGUGAGCGAGCGAUCCUGGCCGGCUUCAUACUCCUGCCUCCACACCCUCGGAUUCUGGGAUUCAGUCUGGACUCCGGACCAUCGCUGCUGAAUCAGGAGGAGCGUUGGAGUCGGACCUGGGGGCACUAUUUUUUUGGGGGUCUGUCCUUGUGGCCACUUGUGCUGUGUUAACAAACCUCAGAGACUGGGCAGUGUGGGUGGGGGGGUACAAUUCUGGUGACUUUGUUGUGGGGGGGUUACUCUGAAUGUAGGGGACGUGUGUAUUUUCAUUAGCCUGGACAGCACUGCUGCAGCAGUUUCUGCAACAGCCUCAGCAGGGGGGCGUCGCUGCUUGGCGCCGUGCAGAGAGCAGCUUGAAAUAAACCUGCCCUGUCCAACGGAUGCGCUGCUUUGUCCUGUGUGUGGUGACACGCCGCCCACUCAAACCGCGCGGCGGUGGCGGCGCUCGAAAACCAGCCCCCCCGAUGUCUUUUCUCCGCGGCGGCUCCUGUGUUGCCCUUCCGGCUCUCGGGGCUUGGAUCGGGCCUGGCGAGCGCUGGGGCUCCCAGCCACCCAUCUGAACACCCUCCAGCUUCCAAGCACGAGGGUUCCUGGAAUGAAAUCCUUGCUUACAUGAUCAGCUGAUGUCCCGUAUUUAGGGUGACACACAGGGCUAACUGGAUUGGGGUUUUCCAGGCCCACGAGUAAAGACCCCGAGGUGCUGCCCUCUGGUGCUGUGGUAUACUGUUUCACCAGUGGGUGUAGCAGACCUGAUCUCGCAGUAUGUGUCCUGAUUUGUAUGGAUUUAAAAAAUUGUGAUAUAUUAAACUGAAGUACAACUGCCUUAUAUUCUAAAACCAA